GGCGUGAACGUUGCGCCUGGCUUGCGAUGCGUUGUUGUACGAUGUCAUCUCUGAUGGACUUCGUGACAUCUGCACCUCCUUGUCACCCGUACCGAUCGAGGUGGUGGUUUGCCGGGAGGGGUUUUUUUUUUCAGAGAUUAAUAAUCGGGUCACUUCGCACGAGGUUUUUUUUUGUUUUUUAAAGAAACACACAAACGUCAGCAACUUCAUCCCCCCUCCCCCUUCGAAAAAUCGUUCUAGCCAUCUGCUGCUGCUGUUGCCCCGUGUGGAUUUCCCAUUGACUCCGCUCGUCGCCGUUAAGUAUGAGCAAGGGUGGCCAUAGCCAGGCCUCGCCCGCAGGAGAUGAGAAUUUACCCGACGGAGAGACGGACCACAUCACGAACGCCGAUGGCCUUUCCAUCUACUGCCGCUACUGGAGGCCAACCCAAGGCAAGCCCAGGGGGCUGGUGCACGUGAUUCACGGAGCUGGCGAGCACUGCCGCCGCUACGACGAGAUCGCGUCUCGUCUCUCCGCGCUCGGCUAUUUCGCCUUCGCCCACGACCACGUGGGGCACGGGCAGAGCGAGGGGCCGCGGAUGCAGGUGUCCGACUUCCAGGUGUUUGUGCGAGACACCCUGCAGCAUUUCGAUCUGAUCUGCAAGCGCUACCCGGAUGUGCCCAUCUUCCUGCUCGGACACUCCAUGGGUGGUGCCAUCUCUAUCCUGGCGGCGAGCGAGAGGUCGGACAAGGUGGCUGGGGUGGUGCUCAUCGGCCCUCUCAUCGAAGGCAACCCGGACGUCGUCUCCCCGUUCAAGAUCUUUCUGAUGAAGAUCUUCAAGUACCUGCUGCCCAGCCUCACUUUGGCCUCCAUCGAAGCCGCCUCGGUGACGCGCAACAAGGCGGAGGUGGAGCUCUUCGAGUCGGACCCGCUGGUGUACCACGCCGGGCUGUCCGUGCGCUUCCUCUCCACGCUCAUGGACGCGGUGGCGCGCGUCGAGGCGCUGCUACCGGAUGUGACGUGGCCGUUCCUGCUGGUGCACGGCGACCAGGACCAGCUGUGCUUCGUGGGCGGCUCCAGGUCCUUUCACGAGCGCGCUCGCAGCGCCGACAAGACGCUGCACAUCUACGAGGGCGCGUACCACGCGCUGCACAAGGAGAUCCCGGAGUGCGCCGCCACCGUCUUGGAGGAGAUUGAGGCUUGGAUCGUGGCACGGACGCCCGCUUAGCCUCGCGCUCAGCGGGAACAACACAACGCCGAGAGGAGAGAACGGAUGGAGCGAAGCACCAGGAUUUGGAUUGCGUUUCGGGAUAGUGCUAGGGGUAGGACUGGUGGUUAGAGUAAUGUUAGGAUCUGAUCCAACCAUGGAUGUUUGUAGAAUGCCUUCUGCUUACCGCCAUGUAGUCCCAGAGUCUCCAGUAACCUAUUCUGCAUGAAGGCCAUCUAUCCAAGCACUAUCCAGGCUCCAGCCUACUUAGCCUUUGGGAUAUGACGAUAUCGGAUGCUUUCCCAUUGAUCAGGUCAUGUGGUUAAGGGGUUGUGUCCGAUUGUGUUCGGCUCGUGUCAAAUAUCUUUGAAUAGAGUGCCUGUCCCCAUAUUGCCAAGGAUGACAUCUUCACCUUUGAUGCCCUUUUCAUUGUCGGCGUUGACAGUGACAGUCACGUUUGGAGAGAAUACUCGUUUGAGUUUCCUUCCAGUUAGUAAAGCCUUGCGCAGAAUUCGCACUCAGUGGGUAACGGGUCUCGGGUGUCAUUGGUCAGCAUAUAAAAAAAAUGAAUAAACACACAAGUGCCACACACUCCUGCCAGUGUUGAACUUGGCAGUUUCGUGUCCAAGCAGCGUAGAAGCAGUGCCAGUGGACGUAGUCACAGGGCACGAGAAAAAAUAGCUUGGGCAAUACUUCGUGGAAUGUAACUGUGUUAACUUCUGCAAUUGCAUUAUUAUCACAGCACGUACAAGGAUUUCCGAAAGCGUCAUCAAUUCAACAUUUAUUGAGAUUUCCCCCGAUUACUUUGGAUGUGCUCGUGUAAACAUUCACAUAGUGGGAAAUAUUCAUGAAAGGACCAGAUUGUGAAAUAUGCAAUUCUACAUUUUGUACAGAGCAGAGGUUUAGUGCAUUACUUCUUACAGACAGGCAUGGCAUCUUGAGCCACUUUUCCAGGUCUUGGCAUCACCACCUCCGGUACACACACAGCAGCUGAGUUUAAUGAUCACUCUCAAUCUCCCGGUGAUGGUUUUUCUGGCUUUAAUCGAUGCUUGCAAAUAAUAUUCUUUAGCUUACCAGGAUAGAAAGGCACUGCUUUUUUGACCUGGGUGUGUGUAGUUGAUUGAACAAGCAAUUAACUUUAUUAACAAUCAUAUUUUAUCAUUCAUAAUUUCCAUUGCAUUUUAAUCCAUGUAACUUUGGUCUCUGCAUUUCAUUCAAAACCAGAUCCGUGUAAGUAAGCUCAAUGUUGCUGUUGGUGAAGCAAUUUAGGGUUUUACCCAUGAUACAGCAGCAUUAUGUCACGACUCAAUAGGAACGCAACACUAUCUGAAAGUUAUAGGGUUUAAAUUUACAGCAACCACGAGAUUUUAUAUUUUUUGUAGAGCUAAAUGGCACGGUAUGUUGGUGUUAUUUGUCGAUUCGGUCGCUUUGAAGUUCCGUUUGUGAUGUACUUUCUCAGUAAUUGGCGAUGCACAGUCACUGAUGAGCUCCAUUCAUCUUCGUUCACCUGUUACUCAUAGCCAAGUUGGGGCACGCCAUCCUUGCAUUUAAUAAGCAAGACAUUUCAAAUACGUUGAAGUCCUCUAUUUACGUUGGGGACUCAUCCCUGGAAAACGCGACACGAGGCGAAACAACGUGUAUCAAAACCUAUUUAACCUUGACUUAAUUAUAUACUUUUAGGAUACGUUCCUGGGGUUACAUUUUUUAGUCGGCAUUGGCAGAAACAAAUAUUAAAUAAGUAUCAGAAAAGAUAACAAGACUCUGAAGAAAGAUGUUUGUAAAAUGUGUAUUUUACAAUUUUUCUUUCGUAUGGCUGCUGAUGUAGAUGCAGACCAACAACGACAAUUACACAUUCAGGUGGUCAAAGCAGAUAACCAAGUCAGGAGCAGCGGAGUGUAUCAUCAUCGCCGUGAUGGCUCCUCCGGAUUUGUGGAUCGGGCCAUUGCGUCGUUAUUCGUUGUAGGGUGCGUUCUGGAUGACCACAGUCGCACACCACUAGAGACUUUUACAUUUUCUAUUUGUGCAUCAGGUGUCUGCAUCUGCCAUGGUUUGUGCAGUGGAUGAGAUUUCGGGUAGACCAUGAGCUUCGUGGAAGAUCAAACCCAGGGAUAUUCUGCGUUGGGUCUUUGACAAUUAAAAAAAACUUUCACAAUG
Messenger RNA from Lethenteron reissneri (Far Eastern brook lamprey), 3338 nucleotides. Its product is annotated as monoglyceride lipase-like. NCBI's taxonomy places the organism in Eukaryota, Metazoa, Chordata, Hyperoartia, Petromyzontiformes, Petromyzontidae. The record is from RefSeq and is a predicted model, not a curated record.